CCCUCCCGCCACGCGGCCCCGCUCAAUGCUCAGGCGGCGGAUCCCAGCCCGCCAAAGGAUCGCGAGAGCUGGGCAAGGGGCGGUCCCAAAGGACGUCAGCCUUGGUUACGGCCGAGCGUCACUGAGUAGCAACCAGGAGUAAAAUGGCAGGGUUGGUUCUGUGUGAGCCUACAGAACUUUACAACAUAUUGAAUCAGUCCACCAAGCUCUCCAGGUUAACUGAACCUAACUAUCUCUGUUUACUGGAUGCCCGUACAAAGCGUGAGUACAAUGAAAGCCAUGUGAUUACAGCAAGAAGGGUUAAGCUGAAUCCUAUGGGGGAAUACCUGGUACCUCAAUCAGUUGAGCUGGAGUGUGUCAAAUAUUGUGUCGUGUAUGAUGGCAAAACCAGCUCUUUGGAUGAUCCCUAUUAUGAUGGUUCUGUGGAGGAUGUAAAAGGGACAAAACCUGUCUCAGUGAUCUCAGGAUCUGAAUCCAGUUCUUCAUGUUCACAAAAUGCUGAGGAAGGGGCUGCCACCCAGUGCGCCAGAGUCUUAGAGCAGUUUACCCGCCACCCAGUCCUCAUCCUGAAAGGAGGCUACGAGCGUUUCACUGCAUGCUACCAUUUCUUGAGGACUCAGAAGAUAUUCUGGAUGCCUCAGGAACUGGAUGCCUUUCAGCCAUACCCUGUAGAGAUACUGCCUGCUAAGUUAUAUAUGGGAGAUUACAGACAGGCCUGUGACCCACAGAUUCAGAAGGAUCUGAAAAUCAAAGCACAAGUCAACAUCUCAGAGGAGAUUGCAACACUUUUCACAGAUGAAAGCAAAAAACUUCUUCAUGUUUCUGUAACAGAUUCCCCCCACAUCUUCGUCGACGAUUUACAGGAUGGCAUAGAGCAGUGGAUCCUGAUCUGUAGCUACCAACCUUUUCUUUAUUUAGAUGCUCAGCUGGCUCUUGGAGCGGUUCUGGUUUUCUCUACCCUGGGUUUAAGUCGGAGCAGCACGGCAGUAAUGGCCUUCCUCAUGCAUUCGUUCCAUUAUCCCUUAAAGAGGGCUUGGAAAUACGUCCAGAAAUGCAAAACAAACAUGAGACCGAACCGUGGCUUUGUGCAACAGCUGUCAGACUGGGAAAGACAAAUCUAUGGGUCAGUGAUCACAGAUGUCUCCGAACCAAAUUACUGACAGGCAGCAAGGAAAACAGCCAACUGUCCAGUUUAAUUUGGGCUGUGCUGCUUAGGUAAGGUUUGACUAGAAUUGGUCGCUGUACCAUCAAAAUACGAUUAUCUGAACCUUUCAAGGAUUGGUUUUCAUCUUCAUAUUUACAUCCUUUGGAGUCCCAUCCCUUCUUCAGGCAGACUUGGAGCUGUGCAUGAGUAAAGAUGUCAGCAUUUGGCUCAUUUUGUUUUGACUCACUUUUGUUCAAUUGCCAGCUAAUUAUCAAACUGCCAAGCACCUUCAGCUUCCAUUGAAACCAGUGGGGACUCCAGGUGAGCAGCACCAUUGAAAACCUAUCCAUCGAGUUCUGUCCUUGGAUGAGGAUUGGGUACUUAACCAUACAAACAAUUCCAGUUUCAACAGAGAAAUACGUGAUAUAGAAUUUCAGCAGCUCAGGAAUUCAUCUCUUACAAAUGCAGUCUCUCAGACAUCCAGUCACUACUAAGACCAAGUUAAGCCUUUGCACACAUGCAUGUGUCUCCUGUUAAUUUCUUUAUUUGGGCUCAGGCUCUCCAGCCUGGCCUCCACCUAUUACACUAGUCAGAUUUCUUUGCCUUGAAGGUCUAUUUGAAGCUCCAGUCCUAUUAUACUAAGCCAAAUUAAAGUCCUGCCCAAGCUCAGUACCGUCUAUCUGCUUUUGAACAUUGUAAAUUCUGUACAUUAGCAGCACAGAAUAGCUUGUAGAGAAUGUUAUUUAGGCCUUCCACAGCACUGUGAGCUCCCUACCCUUGUUGUUCGUGGAGGUCCUUCAGUUUGAGUCUUCCAUAUUUUUGAGAGGUUGUACCAGAACAUUAUUACAGCCUCAGUGUCUCUGGCGUGGGACAGAAUUACUCAACCUUGACAUUCUUGCUAAUAAAUGUAGACAACUACUUCUGAGUGCUGAGAUCUAUAUGCUUUGUGGGCACUGGGUAACAGAACUAAGCACUAGUGGUGUAAAUCACAAUUCAAUGUCUAUUUUCUGUACUGAUGUCUUGCAGUGAGAUCUAUAAAUGGGUGUCUCCAA
This is a messenger RNA of Pelodiscus sinensis (Chinese soft-shelled turtle), 2196 nucleotides long. The record is from RefSeq and is a predicted model, not a curated record. NCBI's taxonomy places the organism in Eukaryota, Metazoa, Chordata, Testudines, Trionychidae.